AUGAAAAGAUUUAUUACUUUGGUUCUUGCUCUAUUCAUUGGAUCUAGCCAAUAGAGUUUUAUCAGCAAGGAACUUGAAAAUUAAUUGACUCUUUAAGGUAGAUUAAACCAUCUAUCUUAAGAAAUCGAUGAUCUUUCAGCUGUAAUUAAUAUGCUAAGACUAGAAGAGGAAGGAUCAAUUAACCACCACCAUUAGCAGAUUGAACCUAAAGUUGAGAAUGCAUGGGAUAUUAUCUCAGGAAUCGGCUCAGCUAUCCAAUCUAACCCGGUAGUUGAUCUUGGAGAACAGUAUGGCCAGAUGUACUUAGCUAAAAAGCUAAAUGAAUUAUCUCAGGGUAUAUUAGUGUAAAAUCCAAGAAUUACAGCUGAUUAAGCAAUUAAUCUUGCAAACAUAAGAGAACAAAUGAGAAUGGAAAAAAUCUAAGCAAAAAAAAACAAGAAAAACUCUUUUAAUACUUACUCAUCCCAUAAUCUUCCACAAAUUAUGAAGCCUGAUUAUUCUAUAUAUGGAUACUGA
Molecule: messenger RNA, 516 nt
Organism: Stylonychia lemnae
Lineage: Eukaryota; Ciliophora; Spirotrichea; Sporadotrichida; Oxytrichidae
Source: the annotation of a GenBank genome assembly